This is a messenger RNA of Aspergillus mulundensis, 1074 nucleotides long. RefSeq names its product fasciclin domain-containing protein. The transcript has 3 exons. Bases 1 to 1074 code for a protein of 357 amino acids. Lineage: Eukaryota; Fungi; Ascomycota; Eurotiomycetes; Eurotiales; Aspergillaceae. The record is from RefSeq and is a predicted model, not a curated record.
AUGGCUUCUCCCCUCAUGGAUUCCCUUCUUGGGAUUCCGUCUCUGUCAACGUACGCCCAUGUCUUCAAUAGAACAGGCGGUGUUGUGGAGAUCAACCCGAUGUUCACCAAGCGCUUCAACUACGACGAGGACCAGCGGAACUAUACUUUCCUGGCUCCCACGAACGAGGCAUGGGCCAAGAUCCCACCGAGCACUCUGGACAUCCUCAUGACGCCGCAGGCCUACCCUCUAACGGAAGCCCUACUCCGCACGCACAUCAUCGAAGCCCGUCUUACAGCCGCCGAGCUGGUGAGUGUGUCUGGGGACACCAGCGCGGGGGGAAUAUCGACCUCUCUCCAACUAUCCAACACAACAGCCCAGUUCCACCGGGGGAUCCUCACCAAAACCGUGCAGGGCUACUACAUCGACUGCACCAAUUCCACGGACGGCAACAGCACAGUCCUCAUCGACGGGCAAGCGAGCAUCGUGCAGGCGGACAUCAUCGCCGACAACGGCCUCAUCCACCAGAUCGACCAGCUCAUUGAUCCGUUCCUGGUGUACGGCGGCGGGCCCAGCAAUCGGACGACGGCGCCAACAAUCGAGAAAACGGACCUGACCAUCGCCGCGUUCUUGCAAAGCGACCCUCGGCUCGUCAACGCUUCGAAGAUCCUCCAGGUUAACUCGCCGGAUACACUGCGCCGUUUAUCGAAGACGGGCUCGAAGCAGUUCUUCGUGGCGCCGCAGAAUGAGGCGUAUGAUCUCAUGCCGACUAUCCUUCCUGUGUUCCAUACCCUGGUAUCCCCAUACAAAAGCCCCUUCAACACCCUCCUGUGGCAGUACGGCUGGGUCGACAGCGACGGCGAGCAGUUCGGCAGUCUCAACUUGAGCAACAUGACGGUCUCGAUAGCCAGCGACGUGACGGGCCUGAACAUGACUGUGACGCAGGAGGGUGAUGCCGUGUUCAUCAUGAACGCCGGUCUCGUCACGCAGGUCGAGACGGCCAAUGGGUAUCUGUGGAUCGUGGACCGGUGGCUGGACCCGUUGUAUCAGGCGUUUGGGCCGGUGGACCGGUUUGGCAUGGCUGCUUGGCCCUGA